AUGGAAGAGAUCAGAAGUGAUGAUAUAGAGAAGCAAGAUGAAGCUAUGUUACCUGGCUUCAGGUUUCAUCCAACGGAUGAAGAGCUUGUCAGGUUCUAUCUUAAAAGGAAGAUCCAGCAGAAGUCUCUUCCCAUUGAGCUUAUUAGGCAGCUGGACAUCUACAAGUUUGAUCCAUGGGAUCUCCCAAAACUAGCAAGUACCGGAGAGAAGGAGUGGUAUUUCUACUGCCCAAGGGAUAGGAAGUAUCGGAACAGCACAAGGCCUAACAGGGUAACUGGAGCUGGCUUCUGGAAGGCCACUGGAACCGACAGACCAAUUUACUCCUCCGACGGGAGCAAGUGCAUAGGCUUGAAAAAAUCGCUCGUCUUUUACAAGGGUAGAGCGGCCAAAGGCGUUAAAACCGACUGGAUGAUGCAUGAGUUUCGGCUGCCAUCACUCACCGAUCCUUCCUUUCCACAGAAGAAGCCACUGGAGAAGACUAUUCCACCAAAUGAUUCCUGGGCCAUCUGCAGGAUUUUCAAGAAAACCAACGCCACAGCACAGAGAGCGCUCUCACACUCAUGGGUC
Lolium rigidum is the source of this 567-nucleotide messenger RNA. RefSeq names its product protein FEZ-like. Gene Ontology annotation, biological process: regulation of DNA-templated transcription. NCBI's taxonomy places the organism in Eukaryota, Viridiplantae, Streptophyta, Magnoliopsida, Poales, Poaceae. The record is from RefSeq and is a predicted model, not a curated record. Gene Ontology annotation, molecular function: DNA binding. The annotation marks the transcript as partial. The transcript is spliced from 3 exons.